AUGAAUACCGGUGGAGGAGCUAAAAUUCUAGCACCGCAUUUCGCGUACAAAUUGAAAGGUCUAAGUGUGCCAUCACCUGUGUUCAUGUGCACACUGGAGGCAGAGAGCACCAAAGACGAUGCUGCGUUAGACGUCGUACUCGCACAGUUCCAG
This is a messenger RNA of Sphaeroforma arctica JP610, 153 nucleotides long. RefSeq lists its product as hypothetical. The annotation marks the transcript as partial. The transcript has a single exon. The record is from RefSeq and is a predicted model, not a curated record. Lineage: Eukaryota; Ichthyosporea; Ichthyophonida.